CUUCUCUGUGAUCUGGUUCUCCCAGAACGUACUCAAUUUUUCUAACCUAAAAGUUUUGUUGAUUGUUGUUUGUUCACAUCAUGUUGAUUUAUCUCCUGUUUUUGUUUUAGAUUAGUGUGUGGAAAUUUCUCAAUUGAAAUCAACUCUUAUCUUAUCAGUGCAAUUCCUCAUUAUCAUGCUUUUUUUAGAAAUUAUCAAUAAAAUUGCAAAACAAGUUUUUUACAAACUUAGUUUUUAAAACUGAUGUGCUUAUUGCGGAAUUUUUUCAAGUGGACAUGUUAUCAAGAUCUUAAACUUUACAAUUCAGUGAGUGGUGUAAAAAUGAAUCAGAUUAACAAAUUUGAUUAUGUCAAAUCUUUUGAAACUGAAGACCGAUGUCUUCCAAAUUGCUGGACUGUCGUGAGAAUUGAUGGUAAAAACUUUCAUAAGUUUUGUGAUCUCCAUGAACUUCAAAAGCCCAACGACAAACGAUCUCUGGAACUAAUGAAUAGAUCGGCCGCUUGUGUAAUGCAAGAAUUCCAUGAUAUCAACAUAGCUUACGGUCAAAGUGAUGAAUAUAGUUUUGUGUUCAGAAAGGAUACUACAAUGUUUAGCCGCAGGAAGGAUAAAAUACUAACGAAUGUUGUUAGUUUAUUUGCUUCAUCAUUUGCAUAUUUCUGGAGCACAUACUUUGGCACUGAGCAGUUGUUAUAUCCACCGUCGUUUGACGGUAGAAUUGUAUUGUAUCCAACAGAUAAGAACUUGAGAGACUAUUUAAAUUGGAGACAGGCAGAUGCGCAUAUAAAUAAUCUCUACAAUACUGUAUUCUGGUCUUUAGUCAACAAAAAGGGCUUAACAACAACAGAGGCUCAGGAGAGAUUGAAGGGAACUCUGUCUGGCGAGAAGAAUGAGAUUCUGUUCAAGGAGUUUGGAAUGAACUACAAUAAUGAGCCAGCCAUGUUCAAGAAGGGGACCGUGUUAGUACGAAAACUGAUGCGCGAUCCCAGCUCUGAUAAAACAAAGAAGAUAACAAUAGCAAUGAACUGUGAUAUCAUUGGAGAUGCUUUUUGGAAAGAGAACCACGAAAUUCUUGAAAUGAAAACUUCGAACCUUUAUGAAAAUACUGAAAAAUUCGUGACUUAUUAGUAAGUUUCUAAAAAUACCAUCUAUUUGAACUGUGAAGCUAUCUAAUAAUAUUCAGCUAGUAGUCCAUAAUAAUUUUCUACUUCACUUGACAUUUAUGUUUAUGAUUAUUAGACUUGUGAUUUGUA
Nilaparvata lugens (brown planthopper) is the source of this 1250-nucleotide messenger RNA. It is a transcript of the gene THG, whose product is annotated as probable tRNA(His) guanylyltransferase. Bases 244 to 1125 code for a protein of 293 amino acids. The record is from RefSeq and is a predicted model, not a curated record. Lineage: Eukaryota; Metazoa; Arthropoda; Insecta; Hemiptera; Delphacidae. The transcript is spliced from 2 exons. Gene Ontology annotation, biological process: tRNA modification. Gene Ontology annotation, molecular function: tRNA guanylyltransferase activity; magnesium ion binding.